Messenger RNA from Closterium sp. NIES-67, 564 nucleotides. The record is from the annotation of a GenBank genome assembly. NCBI's taxonomy places the organism in Eukaryota, Viridiplantae, Streptophyta, Zygnematophyceae, Desmidiales, Closteriaceae.
GAGGGGGAGACCAUGGUUCAGUAUCUCCAGAGGGUGGAUGAGAAUGUGAGGGCUUUGGAGGAGCUGGAUUACACGGUAGAUGAGAAGGAGAUCAUCUAUACUGCACUCCAAGGGUUGGAUCAAGCGGCUAAUGAGGCAUUACUACAGUACCUUCACCUCGAGCAACAGAAAUGGACCAAGGUGUGGAUUUGGGAGGUUCUAAUUUCUGAUGAGGCUCGCAAGGUUGAUGCUGGAAGAGGCCUAGAAGGAGGCAUGGGUGCAGCAGAUAAAGCUUCCUUCAGGAAAGGCUAUCAACAGCAAGGAGGUGGGGGGAAGAAGAAAGAGUUGGACAAAUGACUUCAAAGGAGGAAGCUAGAUCCUAAGGCACAGUGGGGGAUCUUCCUUGGGGUUUCUGAGAGGAGCAAGGCUUGGGUGCUAUGGAGUGUAGCUGACCAGCGUGUGAUGGAGAGCCGUGAUGUGAUUUUCCAUGAGGGGCUGAAUUAUAAGGGGUGGAAGGAGCGUGGUGCAAGCCAUAGUGGGACUUCCAUUCAAGACCCUCAUACGGCCUCUAUCUUUGAGGGGGCA